UUGAUGGGAAACGACACGUUCAACAGCUUCACGCUGCAGAUGGAGGGCGUGAAGGUCACAGAGGUGUCAGUGUACCCCAUCUUUUUCUUCUUCUUCCUCUCCUACAUUAUUAUCAUCUUAGCCAACAUCGGCAUUAUCGUCCUGGUUGUCAUCGACAGAAGCCUCCACCAGCCCAUGUACCUGCUGUUCUGCAACCUGCCGGUUAACGACAUCCUCGGGAACUCUCUCCUGGUGCCGCGUUUGCUGAUCGACAUGCUGAAGCCUCCGUCCGAGCGCCUCAUCAGUUAUUACGAGUGUGUGGGCCAAGCCUUCACCUCACACAUGUUCGGGACUGCUGCUCACACUGUGCUCAUGAUCAUGGCGUUUGACAGAUACGUGGCCAUCUGUAACCCCCUGCGCUACUCCGCCAUAAUGACCAACAGGAUGGUGAUGAAGCUGACGGUGUCGGCCUGGGGAGUGGCUUUGGUUUUGGUGGGGAUUCUGCUGGGUCUGACCGUACGGCUGAACCGAUGCAGGACUCUGAUCACAAACCCUUACUGUGACAACGCCUCUUUAUUCAAACUCUCCUGUGAGAGCGUGUUCAUCAAUAACGUCUACGGCCUCACCUUCACUGUCGUCCUGCUCUCGUCCUCCAUCGGCAGCAUGGUUCUCACCUACACUAAGAUCACAGUCGUCUGUCUGAUGAGUAAGAACAAGUCUCUGAACGGUAAAGCUUUAAAGACCUGCAGCACUCAUCUCUUUGUUUAUCUGAUCAUGUUCUUCUCUGGAAUGGUCUGCAUCAUCCUGCACCGCUUCCCUCAUCACUCAGACUACAGAAAACUUGCUGCCAUUUUGUUCCACAUCAUCCCCGGAGGCCUUAACCCCAUCAUCUACGGUGUGCAGUCCAAAGAGAUACGAAAAUUCCUGUCACAGCUGUUUCAGUCCAAAAAGGUUUUACCAUCAUUUUAA
This is a messenger RNA of Epinephelus fuscoguttatus (brown-marbled grouper), 948 nucleotides long. RefSeq names its product olfactory receptor 146. Gene Ontology annotation, biological process: G protein-coupled receptor signaling pathway. NCBI's taxonomy places the organism in Eukaryota, Metazoa, Chordata, Actinopteri, Perciformes, Serranidae. Gene Ontology annotation, cellular component: membrane. Gene Ontology annotation, molecular function: olfactory receptor activity; G protein-coupled receptor activity. The coding region runs from base 4 to 948 and encodes 314 amino acids. The record is from RefSeq and is a predicted model, not a curated record. The transcript has a single exon.